AUGGCUGACGAUACCACUACGACGGAGGACUCCUCCAUCACCUUCCACGUCAAGGCAUCCAACGAUGCCAAAUUCACCCUCACUUUGCCGACAUCGACGACUGUCGCUGAGCUCAAGAACAAGCUGUCGAGCUCAGAAUAUGCAGACACACCCGCCGACCGCCAGCGGCUGAUCUACUCUGGACGCGUGCUCAAGGACAAUGAGACCCUCGCGACGUAUAAGAUCAAGGAAGGGAACACCAUCCAUCUGGUAAAGAGUGCAGCGAGCAACCAGCGACAAGCGCCCGCUGCUCAACCCUCGACGGCAACCUCCGGUGCCAAUGCCAAUCAGUCCAUUCCCGGCGUCCCGACCAACAUUGCCGCUGGCACGGGCAACAAUCCACUGGCCGGGUUGACGGGUGCGAGAUACGCAGGAUUUGCUCAGCUUCCAGGCGCAGGCAUGUUUGGACCCGACGGUGGUAUGGGCCCCCCUCCUGAUCCGGAGGCGAUGCUCAGCAUGCUGGAGAACCCCCAAGUCCAGGCGACCAUGAACGAGGCCUUGCAGAAUCCCGCCAUUAUUGACAUGAUGAUCCAGCAGAACCCCAUGUUUCGCGAAAUGGGUCCAGCUGUCCGACAGAUGAUGCAGAGCCCCGAGUUCCGCCGAAUGCUCACUGAUCCCAACACCAUUCGCCAGAUGGCACAACUUCAACGAGCCAUGGGUGGCUUGGGUGCAUUUGGGUUCGGGGCGGUGGCUGGUAAUACCGCUUUCCCAGCUCCAGGUGUCACAAACACGACUCCAGAAGAAAACAGGAACCAGCAGCAGCAGCAGCAAACCAACCAGACCAACCAGACCAAUCAGACGCCGCCUGUCAACCCCUUCUUAGCUGCCGGUCUGGCUGGCAACCCAUUCGCGAACCUCUUUGGAGCCAAUCCCGCUGGCGGCGCUGCGAACGCUCGUUCAACGACUCCUGCCGGCGGAGAGCAGAAUGCAAAUGCUACCGGCCAAGGAACGACAGGCGGGGCUACCCAAAAUCAACAGAAUCCUUUUGCGCUUCUCUUCAACCCUGCCCUUUUUGGUGUCCCACAGACGCAACCUGGCACAUCGGACGGGAACGCCGGGUCUCAGCAGCAACAGCAGGAGGGUGCCCAAGCCGCAUUCAAUCCCUUCAAUCCACAGACCAACCCGUUCCUUCGAGAUCCCCAGCUUUUGUCAAACUUUGUCCAGGCUUUGGGGGGCCAGGAGGCAGCAAACAACCCUUUUGCAGGAUUGUUCGGUUCUCCGCCUCAGCAAGAUAACCGACCACCGGAGGAGCGGUAUGCGGAACAGCUGCGACAACUUAAUGAUAUGGGUUUCUAUGAAUUCGAGAAGAAUAUUGAAGCUCUGCGGAGGACAGGAGGUAGUGUGCAAGGGGCAGUGGAAUAUCUGCUGAACCAUCCAUCGUGA
Rasamsonia emersonii CBS 393.64 is the source of this 1422-nucleotide messenger RNA. Its product is annotated as Ubiquitin-like protein DskB. Lineage: Eukaryota; Fungi; Ascomycota; Eurotiomycetes; Eurotiales; Trichocomaceae. Gene Ontology annotation, cellular component: cytosol. The record is from RefSeq and is a predicted model, not a curated record. The coding region runs from base 1 to 1422 and encodes 473 amino acids. Gene Ontology annotation, biological process: ubiquitin-dependent protein catabolic process. Gene Ontology annotation, molecular function: polyubiquitin modification-dependent protein binding. The transcript is spliced from 2 exons.